UCUCACAUUUUCUUGCUCCUUUUCUCUCUCUCUCUCUCUCCAAGCUUUGUUUCUCUCUGGAGUCUCACCGAAUAGUGCUACAAAGGUACUCCCUUUAGCUCCAUCAUUGCCUAAAGCUUGCAACUUGGGACGAGAUAGGGUUCCUCUGGAUCUCUUCAUCACUGAGUGCUCUGAGGACAUUGGGCUGUGGGUACGGCACUUCUUCCAUAAUGAUGUGAAUCUGGAAGACAUUGGAAUUCAGCUUUGAACAUUUUGGUGUGGCCAUCAUUAGGAAAUACUUUUGCUGUUUGAUCUGAGUCUGCCCUAAGCCUGAUGGGUUCCAGAUUCCCAUCACAUCAGCUCAGCAAUGGCCUGUAUGUCUCAGGCAGGCCUGAGCAGCCAAAGGAGAAGCCUAUGACAAUGAGCUCCACAGCCAUGCCCUAUACAGGAGGAGAUAUAAAAAAAUCUGGAGAGCUUGGAAAGAUGUUUGACAUUCAUGUGGAGAAAUCCAGGAAAUCCGGGCCCCUUAAUGUUUCUUCCAGGAAUGCAUCAUUUGGGGGUGCUGCUUCACAUUCAGGACCUAUUCCACCUAAUACUGCUGGCCGAUCAAGCUAUUCAUCUGGUAACGUUCCUUCUGCAGUGAUUCCAGGUUCCACAUCAGGACUUGUCACCGGAGGUUCAAAUAGACAGAAAUCCAAUUCUGGACCCCUGAGACAUGGGGAUUCUGUUAAGAAGUCAUCUGGCCCUCAAUCUGGAGGUGUCACUCCAAUGGCACGGCAAAAUUCUGGCCCCCUUCCACCUGUGCUCCCUGCUACAGGGCUCAUUACAUCUGGGCCAAUAUCAUCAGGGCCACUUAACUCAUCUGGUGCCCCUCGAAAAGUUUCUGGUCCUCUUGAUUCUACUGGAUCAAUCAAACUGCAUAGUGCUGUUGCUCAUAACCAAGCUGUCACUACCCUAAGCUUAGAGGAUGAGUAUUCGUUCAGACGAAGUUUACCCAAAACAAUACUGUGGGCUGUGAUUCUUCUAUUCAUGAUGGGUUUUAUUGCUGGAGGGUUUAUUCUUGGUGCUGUUCGUAAUCCCAUCCUUCUCAUUGUCGUCGUCAUCAUAUUUGGUGUUGUUGUAGCACUUUUUAUGUGGAAUUCUUGCUGGGGACGGCGCGCCAUAGUAGGAUAUAUCACUCGCUAUCCCGAUGCUGAGCUUAGGACUGCAAAAAAUGGGCAAUAUGUGAAGGUGUCGGGGGUUGUUACUUGUGGCAAUGUUCCCCUUGAGUCAUCAUUUCGAAAGGUUCCCAGAUGUGUAUACACAUCUACUUGUUUAUAUGAAUACAGGGGUUGGGAUUCCAAGGCUGCUAAUCCACAACAUCGGCGCUUUUCAUGGGGCCUCCGAUCUUCGGAGCGACAUGUGGUUGACUUUUACAUAUCUGAUUUCCAAUCUGGGUUACGGGCCUUGGUCAAAACGGGAUGUGGGGCAAGAGUGACUCCGUAUGUUGACAAUUCUCUUGUUAUUGACAUAAACCCAAACAACAAAGAUCUGUCUCCAGAAUUUAUCAGUUGGUUGGGUCAUCAGAACCUCUCAAGUGAUGAUCGUGUGAUGCGCUUGAAAGAAGGGUACAUCAAAGAAGGGAGCACUGUGAGUGUAAUGGGAGUUGUCCAGAGGAAUGAAAAUGUGCUUAUGAUAGUUCCUCCAUCAGAACCAUUCUCAACCGGAUGCCAAUGGGCGAAGUGUAUCCUCCCUGCAAGCCUAGAUGGAAUAGUUUUGAGAUGUGAGGACUCUUCAAAGAUCGAUGUGAUACCGGUGUAGUACAUAUUAUGCCUCUAUACCAGGAUCUUUUUCCUUCUUUUUGAAAAUCAAGUUAAUGUCUGUAAUUAAGACAUCCAAUCUGGAAUGGCUUGUAGUUUCUUUUUACAAUGACUUGGGGCUUGGAUGUAUAGCUUUUUUUUGUUUUUUUUUUGUUUUUGUUUUCUUUUUUGUUUUCCUUUUUGUUUGAUAGGCGUGAGAGCUCAUGUAACAAGGUUUGCUUCCUCAGUAAAGGGGUCUUUGCUGUGUCUUAAAGGGGAAGAACCCUGUCAUGUAUUGAGUUCAUGUCUAGAAAAUAUUCUUAAGGUAUUGCAUAAAUUUGUUUUUA
This is a messenger RNA of Dioscorea cayenensis subsp. rotundata (Guinea yam), 2104 nucleotides long. RefSeq lists its product as uncharacterized. Bases 313 to 1779 code for a protein of 488 amino acids. The transcript is spliced from 5 exons. Lineage: Eukaryota; Viridiplantae; Streptophyta; Magnoliopsida; Dioscoreales; Dioscoreaceae. The record is from RefSeq and is a predicted model, not a curated record.